Messenger RNA from Cuscuta campestris, 4220 nucleotides. The record is from the annotation of a GenBank genome assembly. Lineage: Eukaryota; Viridiplantae; Streptophyta; Magnoliopsida; Solanales; Convolvulaceae.
GGGCAAUGAUAUAGGCAUACAGUUGGGGUUGGUUCAUUGAUGUAGUCUUCUGUGAUCUGUGAGAUGGAUAAACACUUGCUUUCACUUUGAUUCGUUCUGUUUGCGAUAAAUAACCACUUGUUACAGGCCCAAGGCUGAGAAUAUGUAUGAGGAGGCUGAACCGGUAAAAAGUGGUCUUGUGGGAGCUGAAACUUGUACAAAUAAAUAUUCUGAAGACUUGGAUUGGGAUGAGUUUGGCAAUGAUUUGUAUGCAAUUCCUGAUACCAUACCCUUUCAGUCCAACAACCUUGUCCAUGAGGCUCCACCUUCUAGUAAAGCUGAUGAAGAAAGCAAGAUCAAAGCUCUAAUUGAUACACCUGCUUUAGAUUGGCAGCAGCAACCUGCUGAUGGCUUCGGUGCUGGUAGAGGUUAUGGGCGUGGUCCAGGACAUUUUAUUCAACAUUGUCCUACAAAUGGUGACCCCAACUAUGAUGUCAGGAGGGUGAAGCCUCCAACUGGUAUUCCCAAGUCUAUGCUAGUGACUACCCCAGAUGGUUCAUAUGCUUUACCAAGUGGGGCUAGUGCUGUUAUGAAGCCUAAUGAGGCUGCCUUUGAUAAAGAAGUUGAAUGCAUGCCUUCUACACGUUCUGUAGGCGAGCUUCCACCUGAACUCCAUUGUUCUUUGUGUAAAGAAGUCAUGAAAGACGCUGUCCUUACUAGCAAGUGUUGCUUCAAGAGUUUCUGUGACAAAUGUAUAAGAGAUUACAUCAUAUCUAAGUUGAUGUGUGUGUGUGGAGCCACAAAUGUGCUUGCAGAUGAUCUCUUGCCCAACAAGACUCUAAGAGACACCAUCAAUCGUAUCCUCGAGUCCAAUAACAGCAGUGAACAUGGGGGCAGUACCCUUCAAGUUCAAGAUAUGGAGUCUGCCCGGACUCCGCAUCCCAGGAUUCCAUCCCCUUCACAAUCUGCUGCUUCCAGAGGAGAGAAACUGCCCCCACCAUCUCUUCAGAAAGAAGAGAGUUCGAGGGCGCAAGAGGGAAUGCAAGAGGUAAAGGUGGAUGCUGCUCUACAACAGGUGUUGGAGAAAGAGAAGACAUCAAAAGUGGCUGAUGUUUCAGAAGCCACACAUGAGUCAAUUAGUGCGAGGGAACAGACUUCUCAGGGAAGUGCUCCACUGGUUGAUGAAGAAGUCCAGCAGAAGCAAGCUGCUUCUGAUGCUGCUGCAGACAUGCAGUGGAGAGCAUCUCAUGACAUGGCAGCUGAUAAUUAUAUGAUGCCUAUGGGCCCUACGUAUAAUCCAUAUUGGACAGGAAUGCAACCUGGAAUGGAAGGGUUUGGAGGCCCAUUUCCCGCUCCAAUGCCAUAUAUGAAUCAUGGUUUUGGUCCAUUCGAUGCCCAGUUUGGUCCAAUGAUUCCACCACCGAAUCCAUUUGGAGCACAAAGUUGCAUGUUACCUCCUUUUUGCCCUCCUCAAAGAGAUCUUGCUGAUUUUGCAAUGGGAUUUAACAACGGCCCUCUAGGAGGAUUUAACAAUGGCCCUCCAAUUAUGAGCCGAGAAGAAUUUGAGGCUAGAAAAGCAGAUUUGAAGAGGAAGCGUGAGCUUGAGAUGCGUAGGGACAGGUUGGCGGCGGCCGCCACUUCCGCCAUCAAGCCGCCGAAUCCCCAUUCGUUCCUCUCAGGUCAGCCAUGUUUACCUUCGGUUUGCAUCAAACCUUUGUCGUUUUCGAUCGCUUCCUCGCCUCUCUCAAUCCCAGAGGAAUCUGCUACGCAUACGGAGAUCUCUUCUCAACUCUUCUCGCUAUUGUCCUUCCCAAAUUGGCAGAAGAACGCUUCUCUCAGGAGGCUGUUACCUUCCCUGUCCCCUUCUCAUGUCUCCUCUCUGUUCUCCCGAAACCCGUCUCUCGAUCCCCACACUGCCAUCUCCUUCUUCGAUUAUCUCUCCAGUGUUCCCUCAUUCAAGCUCGAUACACAGUGCUAUUUGUCGCUCUUGCACAUUCUGAUUCCCCGUAGGAUGUUCCAGGCAGCGGAUAGAAUACGCGUUUUGAUGGUUAAAUCAUGUGAAAGCGCCGAUGAAACGAAAAAUGUGGUUAGUUUGUUUCUAGGAAUGCAUAAUACUGAUGAUCAUGGUGGUGGGAGUGGUUUAAGAUUUGAAUUUAAGCUCAAUGUUAGGUCUUGUAACACGAUGCUAAUGUCUUUGUCGAGGUUUAUGUUGAUUGAGGACAUGAAAUGCUUGUAUCUUGAGAUGAUAAGGCGUAAGAUUUCACCUAAUGUUUACACAUUCAAUACUAUUAUACACGCUUGCUGUAAACUGGGCAAUGUAACUGAAGCUGAGAUGUAUUUGAGCAAGAUCUGUCAAACUGGGUUGAGUCCUGACGCUCAUACGUACACCUCAUUCAUCCUUGGUCAUUGCAGGAAAAUGGAUAUAACUAGUGCACGUAAGGUGUUCGAUGAAAUGCCUAAAAGGCAGUGUCAGAGGAGUCACGUCUCCUAUAAUGUUCUGAUGCAUGGGUUGUGUGAAGCAGGGAAGGUUGAUGAGGCAGUGGAGUUAUUUUCCCAAAUGGGGAGUGAUCAUUGUGGUCCAAAUGUACAUAGCUAUACGAUUUUAAUCGAUGCAUUAUGCGAUUUGAAUAGGGAAAUGGAGGCAUUGAAUCUGUUUGAUAAAAUGGUGGAGAAAGGUUGCCACCCGAAUGUGCACACUUACACGGUUCUCAUUAACGGGAUGUGUAAAGACAAGAAGCUUGCUGAAGCAAGAAGGUUAUUAGAUGCGAUGAGGGAAAGAGGUCAGGCUCCAAAUGUUGUAACGUACAAUGCUAUGAUUGAUGGGUACUGUAAAGUGCAAAACAUGAAUUCUGCAAUGGAGAUAUUCAACUUGAUGGAGUUAAAUAAAUGUAAGCCAAAUGUACGCACAUAUAAUGAGUUGAUUUCUGGAUUUUGUGGUGUGAGAAUGGUUCACAAAGCAAUGGGAGUACUUGAUAAAAUGCUUGAACAGAAUCUAUCUCCAUCUGUUGUCACGUUCAAUUUGUUGGUCCGUGGACAGUGUGGUGAGGGUCAUAUAAACAGUGCUCUCAGACUGCUUACGUUGAUGGGUGAGAGUGGUGUGGCUCCUGAUGAGUGGACCUAUGGUUCUGUCAUCGAUGCAUUAUGUGAAAAAGGCUGCCUUGAACAUGCUCAUUCUAUAUUUGACUCUUUGAAGGAGAAGGGCAUAAAGGCAAAUGAAGUCAUAUACACCACUUUGAUAGAUGGUUAUUGCAAAAUAGAAAAUCCUGAUGCUGCGGUAACAUUGUUCAAAAGGAUGCUUGAUGAACAGUUAUUUCCAAAUUCAUGCACCUAUAAUGUAAUACUUGCCGGUUUAUGCCAAAGCAAUAAGCUCAAGGAAGCCACUCAUUUAUUGGAAAGAAUGGAAGAAAGAGGGGUCAAACCCACAGUAGUUACUUACAGUAUUCUGAUAGAGAAGUUGCUAAAAAGUAAUGAUUAUGGCCGUGCUUCUGAGGUACUUAGUUUAAUGGUGUCCUCAGGGACUAAACCCGAUGUUUGCACUUACACUUCAUUUCUUGUGGCUUACUGCAACCAAGGGAAGUUGGAAGAAGCUGAAAAAUUGAUGGCAAAAAUGAUAAAGGAUGGGAUUAAGCCAGAUUUGAUGACCUAUACAGCAUUGAUGGAUGGAGAAGGGCGCCUUGAAGAAGCUUGGAUGCUUGUCGAUCAUAUGAAAAACUGUGGAAUGUCUCCUGGUGAAGAUAUCUAUAACACACUGAUAAAAUGUUGCUGCAAGUCAAAAAGGCAUGAUGCUGCAGCAAAGUUGGUUGAUACAAUGACUAGUCAUGGGUUUUUACCCCAUUUGGAAGCUUACAAUUUCCUUAUUUGUGGGCUUUAUGGAGAAGGAAGUAAUGAGAAGGCUAAGGAAGCCUUCUUGAAGCUUCUUAGCUGUGGUUAUAAUAAUGAUGAAGUUGCAUGGAAACUGUUAAUUGAUGGCUUACUUAAGAGGGGGCUCUCUGAUGAGUGCUCUGAGCUUUUAGGUGUCAUGGAAAAAAAUGGUAACCAGAUUCAUCCUCAAACACAUACGAUGCUGAUGGAGGGACUUCUCCAAACAAAGGGGCUUGCAAAAGAAUAGACAAAUUGCUCAAUUAAGGAGCUGUGGACCACCUUCAGUCCUAGCACAUUCAUUCCCAGUUUUGCAAUGAUUCAUAUGCAAUCCUGAAAGUCUGAAACCAUGCCAUUUCAGUCAAGAAAUCUUGUCCAAGUGG